Messenger RNA from Lecanosticta acicola, 981 nucleotides. The record is from the annotation of a GenBank genome assembly. NCBI's taxonomy places the organism in Eukaryota, Fungi, Ascomycota, Dothideomycetes, Mycosphaerellales, Mycosphaerellaceae.
AUGCUGGGACUCUCAUAUUGGUUUCUACCGUUGUUCGCGGGAUGCGUGUGGCUAGGUACGCAACGAUAUCCACAAGGAAGGCGCAUGUUCGCAGCCCAUGACUGACGAGGGAUAUAGGAACUCUCCUAGCAAUGCUGGGUCGAUGGCUCGCACUUGGAUCACCCCACUACAGCUCCUUCCAUGCCACCCAACAUAUCACAUACAUCUCGGACAUCGGCGCAACAUCAUGGGGAAAGCCUCUGUUCAUCACCGGGAGUGCAGUCGCCGUAGUCACGUUCGAUCUGGCCUUCAUCUCGGAGCGAUGGCUGCGACACACGGGACGAUUGACCCCAAACUACAACGUAUCGGAGAUCAUUCUGAGCGCAUUCGCGACUCUGUUCGCGGUUGUGGGCGCGGCUGGCUUGAUUCUUCUCACCAUCUUUGACACCGUGCAUUACCCGCAUGUACACGACGCCAUGUUGGUGGUGUUCAUGUACGUCCCCUCCGCCAUCAAACGCGCGCGAUCAAAUAAUGCUGACUCGAGACCUACAUAGCGCCGGAUACAUCAUCUCCGCGAUCUUCAUCUGCGCCGAAUAUCAACGCCUGGGAAUCCGCUACCGCGGCGAAAACAUCCUCGCUGCCAGCUUCUGGAUCAAGCUCGCAUUCAUUUUCGUCGAACUCGCGCUCGCCAUCGCUUUCGGGGUCAUGUCGGACAAGGCCCACUAUAACCGAGCCGCCGUUCUCGAAUGGACGAUUUCGCUGAUUUACAUCUUCUACAUCUGGAGUUUCAUCAUCGAUUUCCUGCCUGCGACCCGUACGAGACAUAAGGGGGAUCGUUACGCGCCGCCGCUCAGGAAGCAAGAUGAUGAAAUGGCUAUGGGCACGCAGACAGAAGGUAACAUGAUGGGAGGGCCAGUGUACAGCUCUGGUGGAACAUACCCUGAUCAAGGAGUGAACGGUGCUGCAGACCAUGGAAACACCGGGGCAUCGAGGAACUUCUAG